This is a messenger RNA of Cheilinus undulatus (humphead wrasse), 4221 nucleotides long. It is a transcript of the gene ube3c, whose product is annotated as ubiquitin protein ligase E3C. The record is from RefSeq and is a predicted model, not a curated record. Lineage: Eukaryota; Metazoa; Chordata; Actinopteri; Labriformes; Labridae. Gene Ontology annotation, molecular function: ubiquitin protein ligase activity; protein binding. Gene Ontology annotation, biological process: ubiquitin-dependent protein catabolic process; protein polyubiquitination. The transcript is spliced from 24 exons. The coding region runs from base 174 to 3413 and encodes 1079 amino acids.
GUUUGCUGUUCCCUGUGUUGUGUUGAUUUCUAGAAAGAGAAGGAAAAGAAGACCUGACGUUUGGAUUAACUUUAGCUGCCUUUCAAGAGUUACUGAGUCAGUUUCACUCCCUAAUUCAAAAGUCAAAGAAACUAGAGUCAACCUGUUAAUCAGUCGAUGGGAAAAAUCUGAAAAUGUUUAGCUUUGAAGGAGAUUUCAAAACAAGACCCAAGGUUUCACUUGGAGGAGCAAGUAAAAAGGAGGAGAAAGCAUCCCUGCUGCACCGCACACAAGAAGAAAGAAGAAAAAGAGAAGAUGAAAGAAAAAGACUGAAGAAUGCCAUUAUCAUCCAGUCCUACAUACGUGGCUACCUGGACUUGAAACGACAGUAUGCCACCCAGAGGGCCAGAUUUGACGAAUGUGUCAGCCAAACUCUGGCGGGGCAGCAUAUCUUGGACGGUCCUGGUCUCAGCCUUCUAUCAAGACAACUCAUAUUUUUCUACAGACAGAGCAUGGAUGCACAUAGAUUGAUAUGGUUGUGCCAGAACCUGGUGAAACUCAACAGUCAGUUUGUAAAGCUGCUGGUGGGCCAGCAUAGAGAUACAUGUAUGUUUCAGAUCAAGAGGAUCUUAGGCUUCUGCUGCAGACUGCUACAAAACUGCAGUGAUGAUGGUUUGAAUUUGGCUGUUCCUAUGCGGAUGCUAGAAAUCUUUUCUUCAGAGAAAACGUAUCUUCCUGUUAUUCCCGAUGCUAACUAUGUAGCUUCAUUACUCGAGCAGAUUUUGCACUAUAUGGUACAGAAAGGAUACUACAGGUCGCUUUAUAUUCUAGUGAAUCACAGGCUCCCUUCCAGUCUGGACUAUAGCGACGCUCCCUCUGUCCCCCUAGCAAGCACAUUGUUGGAGCACAUUCUCAAACCUCUGCACUUUACCUACUCCUCCUGCACAACAGGCACAAGGCAGUUUGUAUUUGCAGCCUUUACCGAGGAGUUUAUCUCUGCACCAUUCACCGAGCAGAUCUUUCACUUCUUUAUCCCGGCACUGGCUGAUGUCCGUCUCUCAUUCCCCUUUGAGGCCUUCCUGAGCUCCCUCCAGGACACCAUCAGCUCCUCUUCCUCGCCACAGAGCAAGGCACCAUGGGUGUUUUACUUUGUCCUCUCUGCAGGGGAGAACUGCCUAAGCUCACUAUCAGAGGAGGGUCUCCUGCUGUAUCUUCGGGCUCUGCAGACGCUGCUGCCACUGCUUCCUGUGUCUGAGAGCAGCAGCAGGCCUGAGGUAAACAGCGACUCAGAGGACGAGGACGACACUGGCAUCCAUCCUCCAACCAUGCAGGAUGACAGCAGGAUCUCUGUGCAGCUAAUCACAGAGGAGUGUGUGCACAAGCUCGACACGAAGCAUCAGACCAACGCGCUGCUCAACCUGGUGUGGAGAGAUUCGGCCAGCGAGGAGGUCUUCACUAUGAUGGCAUCCAUCUGUCACACACUCAUGGUGCAGCAUCGCCUCAUGGUGCCAAAAGUCAGGCUCCUGUACAGCCUAGCUUUCAACGCACGUUUCCUGAGGCAUCUCUGGCACCUUAUAACAUCGAUGACAACGAAAAUGAUCACUGGCUCCAUGGUGCCCCUGCUGCAGCUGAUCUCACGAGGGUCUCCAAUGUCAUUCGAGGACUCCAACCGCAUCAUUCCCCUGUUCUAUCUCUUCAGCUCUCUCUUCAGCCACUCCCUAAUCUCUGUGCAUGACAGCGAGUUUUUCGGCCAUGAAAUGGAAGGUCAGACACAGUCCUCCAUGAUGCCCUUCACGCUGUUAGAGCUGGUGACUCUGUCCCGCUGUCUGAGGGAUGCAUGCCUGGGAAUCAUCAAGCUGGCCUACCCCGAAACCAAAACGGAGCACCGUGAGGAGUACAUGGCCGCCUUCCGCAGCGUGGGCGUGAAGACAAACACAGAGGUUCAGCAACGCAUCCAGGCCGAGCAGAAACGCUGGGUACAGCUCUUCAAGGUCAUCACUAACUUGGUGAAGAUGGUGAAAGCUCGCGACAUCAGACGACCCUUCUGUCCAGCAGGUCACUGGCUCUCUGAGGAGGUCAACAUCCGAGCAGAUAAGGUCACACAGUUGUACGUUCCGUCUGCAAGACACGUGUGGAGAACACGAAGAAUGGGCCGCAUUGGGCCACUUCAAUCAACACUUGAUGUUGGUUCUGAGCCCCCACAGCUAUCUGUGUCAGAGGAGAGACACCUGGCCAUCCUCACUGAGCUUCCUUUUGUGGUUCCAUUUGAGGAGCGAGUUAAGAUCUUCCAGAGGUUAAUCUAUGCUGACAAACGGGACGUGCAGGGAGACGGGCCAUUCCCUGACGGCAUCAAUGUCACCAUCAGGCGCAACUACAUCUACGAGGACGCCUACGAUAAACUCUCUCCAGAAAACGAACCAGACCUGAAGAAACGGAUCAGAGUCCACCUACUAAACGCUCACGGCCUGGACGAGGCUGGCAUCGAUGGCGGCGGCAUCUUUCGUGAGUUCUUGAACGAGCUCCUCAAGUCGGGCUUCAAUCCCAACCAGGGCUUUUUCAAGACAACCAACGAGGGUCUGCUGUUUCCUAGCCCUGCUUCAGAGAUGCUGGUCGGAGACUCUUUCACGAGGCAUUACUACUUUUUAGGCAGAAUCCUCGGAAAGGCACUGUAUGAGAACAUGCUGGUAGAGUUGCCCUUUGCCAGUUUCUUCCUGUCCAAACUGUUGGGCACUAGCGCUGAUGUGGACAUCCACCAUCUUGCCUCCCUGGACCCGGAGAUGUACCGCAAUCUUCUCUUCCUCAAGAGCUACGAGGAUGAUGUGGAGGAGCUGGGCCUCAACUUUACAGUGGUCAACAACGAUCUGGGAGAAGCUCAGGUGGUGGAGCUGAAGCCUGGAGGCAAAGACAUUCCUGUGACCACAGCGAACCGCAUCGCUUACAUCCAUUUGGUUGCCGACUACAGAUUGAAUAAGCAGAUCAGACCUCACUGUCUUGCCUUCAGACAGGGCCUGGCCAACGUGGUUAACCUGGAGUGGCUGCGCAUGUUUGACCAGCAGGAGAUACAGGUGCUGAUAUCCGGGGCUCAUGUGCCAAUUUGUCUUGAUGACCUGAAAAAGUUCACAAACUACUCUGGUGGGUACUCGGCUACCCACCCCGUCAUCCAGAUCUUUUGGGAGGUGGUUGAAAGCUUCACAGAGGAGGAGAAGCGCAAACUGCUGAAGUUUGUCACCAGCUGCUCCAGACCUCCUCUCCUGGGCUUCAAGGAGCUUUAUCCAGUUUUCUGCAUCCACAACGGCGGCACCGACCUGGAACGCCUGCCCACGGCCAGCACCUGCAUGAACCUGCUCAAGCUUCCCGAGUUCUGCGACCAGCACCUGAUGAGGAACAAGUUGCUGUACGCCAUUGAGUCAUCUGCCGGCUUCGAGCUGAGCUGAGGAGGGCGAAGGCUUCUCUGUCCCUGCAUCCGAGGACUCGAUGCCACAGAAAAAAAACAGCUUGGAAAAGAAAGACUAGAGAAAUGGUGCACUGACCUGCCUGAUUUUCUGUGUUUGUGUUUAUGCGUGCGUGCGUGCCAAGUUUGAGGGACAAGGUGCAAGGAUGAAGCAGGGUAGGAAGCCUUUUUUAAACCCUUUUAAGUAAUUUAAACGAUGAAGUAAUCACCUUUAGGAUAAAAGAUUUUUACAGGAAAUCUCAUGCACAUGAACGAACAGUUACUUUUCACCAAAGAUAAAGUGGCAUCGUAUAAAAAAGGCAAUAUAACAGACAGACAGGGGCAGACUGUAGGACUCUAAAGCCACCUCGUGGUGUGCCAAGGGCUGCGGAGGUGGAGAAGCUUUUGUGUUUCAUGUAGAGGUCAUCAGAACUUCAGUUUUUGUGAUUUCUCCAAUGAUUAGUAUAGCUAUAAAUAACCGCCGUGUCUGAUAACCAUACCGUAAGUGUGCACACGCCGUCUGAAGUGUGUUAUCGGCUUAGACUGGGGGAAUAGUCUAUUGUUAUGGAUUUGUGAAUAUGUACAUGUUUACAUUUGCUCUUGUAUUAUUCAUUUAUUCAGUAUUUGUACAGGUUUGUUUCUCUUUCCUUUGUGUGAUGAAUGGAGGCCUCGUGUACUCACAUGCUCGCUAAGGUGAACAAUCUCUUCCCUGAUCAGUAACCAUCAAUAACAAGGCUUAAACAUGAUCAGUGUACCAACAGGGUUAAAAAACAGAGUGUAUGGAUAUGAAUAAACCCACUUUUCCUUUUGCA